UCGCGUGGUGCCGUCGCCCUUCCGCGGGCUUUAGGUCGUCAAAGCUCGGGGCCGUUGACGGCGAGCUAAGCCAGCGUUGAGUCUUGGCCAGGAAGAGACGGAUGGCCAAUUUUAAGUGGUCUAGAAUCUUUAAGCUCUCUCCACAAAAACCCCAUCCGAUAGGCAGCUGUCCUACGAAAUACACGGGUUUUUAGUUGCAUUGGAGUCCUUGGCCCGCCUCGGUCGGGUGGAGACUGGGAAGAAGGGCCGUCCUUGGGAUUUUUGGCGUGAUAUUGAGGGCAGCUCCAUCGAUGGGCCGCCCUGGGCCUCUACUGCCGGCAGAGGCAGCACCCUCCAGCAUCUGGGUCCCGGGGCAGGUGCAGGGAAGGUCCCGGUACGGGGGCAGAGGCAGGCUGCAUGCACCAUGUUUCGCGAACUCAGCGGGCGUAUUGGGGCAAGAGAAUGGACCCGGUGACGUCUCCAAGUUCAGUUAACAAGUUUAAAGCCCCGGCUGAGCCAGAAGAGCGAUGCGGGAUCUCGCCGAGCCCACCCCCAGUCCCCGAGACUGAGAGCGCUGCGCAAACUCUAUGAAGUUUGAGCCUCGUGGCUCUCUGUACUCGACCCCUCGGCGUGGACGCAUUCCCGCGCUUUCUUGCGUGUGAGGUCAGAGGGCGCGUUGCCGCGCAGGCGCAGGGAGCCGAGGCCGUGGCGGCCAUGGGCGAGGCCGGGGAGACUGUGGAGGCCUGCCGGCACGUGGGAACUAAGGAAGAAUUCGUUAAAGUCAGAAAGAAGGAUCUGGAACGGCUGACCACUGAGGUGAUGCAAAUCCAGGACUUCUUACCCAGGAUACUGAAUGGGGAGGUACUGGAAAGCUUCCAGAAAUUAAAGAUUAUGGAAAAAAAACUGGAAAGGAAACAGCAAGAAUUAGAGCAACUGAGAAUGGACUGUGAGCACUUCAAAGCCCGCCUGGAGACGGUGCAAGCCGACAGCGUGAGAGAGAAGAAGGAGAAACUGACUCUUCGACAGCAGCUGAAUGAAGCGAAGCAGCAGCUCCUGCAGCAGGCAGAGUAUUGUACAGAGAUGGGAGCGGCAGCCUGUACCCUGUUAUGGGGUGUCUCCAGUAGCGAGGAGGUCGUCAAAGCCAUUCUGGGAGGGGAUAAAGCUUUGAAGUUUUUCAACAUCACUGGUCAAACAAUGGAGAGUUUUGUGAAGUCACUGGAUGGGGAUGUCAAGGAGCUGGAUUCUAAUGAAAAUCAGUUUGUUUUUGCUUUGGCUGGAAUCGUAACGAAUGUUGCUGCCAUAGCAUGUGGUCGUGAGUUCUUGGUUAACUCAAGUCGGGUGCUCUUGGACACCAUACUGCAGCUUCUGGGAGACUUGAAGCCGGGCCAGUGUACCAAACUCAAAGUGUUAAUGCUGAUGUCCCUGUACAACGUGAGCAUCAAUGUGAAAGGCUUGAAGUAUAUCAGUGAGAGCCCAGGAUUCAUCCCUUUGCUGUGGUGGCUUUUGAGUGAUCCAGACGCAGAGGUGUGUCUUCAUGUAUUGCGACUUGUGCAGUCUGUGGUUUUGGAACCAGAAGUCUUCUCCAAGUCGGCCUCUGAGUUCCGCAGCUCCCUGCCCCUGCAGCGCAUCCUGGCCAUGUCCAAGAGCCGCAACCCCCACCUGCAGACUGUGGCCCAGGAGCUCCUGGAAGACCUCCGUGCUCUGGAGGGUGAUGUGCCACUGGCAGAGAACAAAGGAGGAGACACUUCAUUUCUUACAGACAGCACGACGUGUGAGGGUGGAAGUUCCGUCUCCGUCACUCCUUAAAGUCUCAUGAGGGAACACGUUCGCUCCUUUCUUCUGGUGCUGCUUCCCCCGGUGUGACACUGCCGGCCCUUGGGCUCCGGGUGUCCUCUGGAGUGAGAACAAAUGCAGGCGUCCCCUGACAGGGGCGGCCUCAUACACGCUUACAAACUGUUUCUGCUGUGUUUGACAUUUCACAGUAACUUCAUUUUUCUUUUAAGUAGAUUUUUAUAGGCAAUGUGCAGUUUGUGGCUGAGGCUGAAUGAAGGAGCUUAGGGGAAGGCACAGUUACUUGAAUUUCACAAGCCAACAUAUUGUAGCACACUAGUCAUCAGAGCAGAGAAAUGUUGUAAAAGACAGUUUAAAAUUCAUGGAGGCAGAACUUGGUCCAUCUGUGCUGUGUGGUUCCGUAGGUCCUGAUUAUUGGUGAAUAAAAUUGAGGAUGUUGUGUUUUUGUACUUUUUCUAGCAUGGAUCAUUUUCCUUUCGGUUAUUUGUUCGAUAAGGUAACGAGAAAUAAACUAGUGUAAUUAGUUUAUGCUGCCUUUAGAAAUGCCAUUUUUUCUUGCCAAAGAUGGGAUUAGUGGUGUAUAGAGAAAAAUGAAACUGGGCCAAACCUGUGACUGUUGCAUAGUUUACCUAAUUAGUAGAUGGAUGUGAUUAAAAAGGACAAGUUUUUUCCUCCUAAUUUUGAAGUGCUAAGGAUAGCAAGAGUUCUUAUGAAAACUCCUUCAGGAAGAAACAGAUGACAAAUGCGUGUUCUGAAUGUCUAUCACGGGAAAAGUGCUGAAGGCCAAUUUUAAGGAGUGUCUAGCUUUCCAAUAUUUCUGCUCUUUACAUGAAGGUCAAGGGGAAAACAUGGGCUCUUUCGUUUGUCUGCAUCGAGAGAUCUAAAGAAAACUCAGUUUAAAAGCGUGCAUGAGAGCAUGUACUUGGCAGUGUUUGAGGUUUCUUGUGAGUUUUAAAAUCAGAAACACAAGCAGUGAAGUGGUACAUAUUUUUUUAAUUCAAUUUUUAAAGAAUUUCUCCUUUAUUUAUGAAGUUAAGGAACUCUUUUUCUCUGUAGUGCUGUCGGUUUAUAUGUAAAGGCAUGAAACCUGCCAGGCCAGAUCUAAGCUGUUUCCCAUGAAGUCCCGAAGAAGCGGAUCAUUGUUAAGAUGCAGGUCAAUGCAGAGUCUUCGUGGAUGGCUUUGGGUUACCUGUGUCUGCUCAUGGCAUGAACUGGGAUAAGCCCGAUGUUACAAGGAGUUCUUUGCAUCCCAGCUAUUUACAUAGCCCCAUGUCUUUCACUUAUUCCAGAAGAUUUUAAAAUUAAUUCGAGUACCGAGCAUAGCCUCGCAAGUCUGGGACUUCAAGAAAAUCAGCCCAAGGCUGGAAGUCAGACCAUGGGCAAGGAGGGAUUUUAAUAAAAGUUGUGAAUGUGGCCAUUACAUGGAUGCUACCAAACCUGGCAUUAGCUGUAUUGCCACGACAUGAAUACGAAAGGAAAAGGUUGAUAAAUACUUUUGUAGACUUACUAAUUUUCUGAGAAGUCCUGAAGUUGAAGUUGGCUCUCUUUUCUUCCACGAUGUGGAUGUUUAGACUGCCUCCUAAGGACUGGUCUAACCCAUGUACGGUCUCCAGCGUAGACCCUGAUGUAGUGCAGGACACAGUAUAGGCUACAGCGUUCUGUAGACGGUGGGCAGGCUCAGAAGGUAGAGUGCAUGAGCCCAUUAAAAGGUCUUUGCUGAGGGAGACUGGCUCUGGGCUAACAUCCGUGCCCAUCUGCCUCCACUUUAUAUGGGAUGCCGCCACAGCACGGCCCGACAAGCGGUGCGUUGGUGCGCGCCUGGAAUCCAAACCAGCGAACCCUGGGCCGCCGCAGCAGAGUGUGCACACCUAACCGCUUGCGCCACCAGGCCGGCCCCCACAGGGACUCAUCUUUAAGGACCACGGCUGCCUCUCUGCUCUGAGAGUGUGCACACUUAAGUUUGUCUCCAAAUGUAGAAUAAGAUGUGGAAUAAGGAGUCUUUUGAAUGUGUUAGUGCGUGUUAUAAAGUGACGACUCUUACUGUGUUUUUUUUUGUUAUUUGUAAUUCUUCAAGUUUUUUUUAAUUGUGGUAAAAUUUACCCCAUAAACAUAAAUGGUAAACAUAAAAUUUACCAUUUUCACCAUUUUUAAGUGUAGCAUUCAGUGGCAUUACAUACAUUCACCAUGUUGUGUAACCAUAACCACUAUCUAUUUCCAGAACUUUUUAUCAUACCAAACAGAAACUCCAUAGCCAUUAAACAAUAACUCACUAUUCCCUAACUGCCCUCCUACUAGUUCCUGAUAUCCUCUGUUCUACUUCUGUCUCUAUGAAUUUGACUAUUCUAUGUAUGUCAUAUAAAUGGAAUAAAAAUAUUUGUGCUUUUGCGUCUGGCUUAUUUCACUCAGUAUAAUAUCCUCAAGGAUCACCCAUGUUGUAGCAUGUGUCAGAACUUCGUUCCUUUUUGUGGCUGUAUAAUAUUCCAUCGUAUGUAUGUGCCACAUUGUGUCUAUCCAUUCAUCUGUUGAUGGACACUUGGGUUGCUUCCAUGCUUUGCCUAUUGUGAAUAGUGAUGUUUGAGUCCCUGCUUUCAAGUCUUUGGGGUGUAUGCAUAAAUGUGGAAUUCCUGUACCAUAUGCUGAUUCUGUGUUUAACUAUUGGAGAAACUGCCAACUGUCUUCCACAACACCGCACCAAGCAUUUUACAUUCCCACCAGCAGCGGUGCACGAGGGUUCUAGUUUCUCCACAUCCUUGUCAACACUUGUUAUUGUCUGUUUUUUUCUUGAUUAAGCUAUCCUAAUGGGUGUGAAGUGGUAUUUCAUUGUGGUUUUGAUGUGCGUAUCCCAAAUGACAGUGAUGUUGAGCAUCUUUUCAAGUACUUAUUGGCCAUUUGUGUAUCUUCUUUGGAGAAAUGUGUAGUCAAGUCCUUUGCUCAUUUUUGAAUUGGGUUGUUUCCUUUUUCGUGUUGAGUUCCAGGAGUUCUUUUUAUAUUCCUGAUAUUAAUCCCUUAUCAGAUAUAUGGUUUGCAAGUAUUUACUCCCAUUCUGUGGGUUGUCUUUUCAUUCUGUUGAUAGUGUUCUUUGCUGUACAAGAGUUUUUAAUUUUGAUGUAGUCCAACUUAAUCUAUUUUUUCUUUUGUUGCCUGUGCUUCUGGUAUAUAUCCAAGAAAUCAUUGCCAAAUUCAUGGUCAUGAAGAUUUUCCCCCAUGUUUUCUUCUAAGAGUCUUAUAGUUUUAUCUCUUCAGUUUAGGUCUUUGAUCCAUUUCGAGUUAAUUUUUGUAUAUGGUGUUAGGUAAAGGUCCAACCUUGUUCUUUUGCAUGUGGAUGUCCAGUUUUCCCAGCACCGUUUGUUGAAUUUUGUAAUUGUCAUUUGGAAAUAUUAUUAUAAGUCUGCGUUUCAAGACACAAAGAUUAUGCUAAUCAUAUUUUUAAAAUAGUUGGUUUGUUUCAUGAAUAGCCUUUAUUGUAAAGUUUUAAGUUGUUCCCAAAAUGGAGCUCCCUCGGCUGCUGCUUUGCUACCAUGAAUGUGUAUUUAAUGUUCUUAGAACAUACUUAACACAAAAUGACUGUCAAAAAACUGACUCUGGGUCAUAUCGUUUGUUAUGUUUUUAAUUGAAGGCAUAUUUGCAGCUCAACUUUUCAGAAUAAAUGGUUUUAUGC
Diceros bicornis minor is the source of this 5428-nucleotide messenger RNA. RefSeq names its product heat shock transcription factor 2 binding protein (gene HSF2BP). The coding region runs from base 694 to 1785 and encodes 363 amino acids. Lineage: Eukaryota; Metazoa; Chordata; Mammalia; Perissodactyla; Rhinocerotidae. The record is from RefSeq and is a predicted model, not a curated record. Gene Ontology annotation, cellular component: cytosol. The transcript has 11 exons.